AUGGCGAACGUUGCAGCGCCGAAUAUCCCACUGGCUCUUGCUUCAGGGUCCCAGGGCCCUGAACACCUCAUUACUGAUGGGUUUGACGCAAACGCACAGGUAACAGAUGAUGGUCGGGUGGAUAUCGCGCUGAACGACGACGACCCACAGGUAGCUAGCCUGUUGGAUGCCCUCCAGCGACAGACAACCCGUCGCCCAUCGCAGAUUCGAAAUGACGGUACUCGCUUUCCAGUUCGGCUAAACGUGGUGAUUCACGUCGUGGGAUCGCGCGGCGACGUGCAACCAUUCAUCGCCUUGGGUCGAGCGAUGAAAAGACAUGGACACCGCGUUAGGCUAGCAACUCAUCUGGUAUUCCGGGAUUUUGUGAAGGAUAAUGGAUUGGAGUUCUUCAAUAUUGGGGGCGAUCCGGCCGAGCUCAUGUCAUUCAUGGUGAAGAAUGACAAGCUUAUCCCAAAGGUGGAGAGCUUUAGGCAAGGGGCGAUCGGAAAACGUCGCAAAGAAAUUCGAGUAAUGCUCGGCGGGUGUUGGAGAUCCUGUAUUGAAGCUGGCGAAGGUCUCGAUAUGACUAGUGACGAGGCAAUCACGGCGGCACCAUUCGUGGCUGAUGCUAUCAUCGCGAACCCGCCCAGCUUUGCCCAUAUCCACUGUGCAGAGAAAUUGGCUAUUCCAUUACAUCUGAUAAUGCCAUGGUCCCCUACUCAAGCCUUUUCGCACCCAUUAGCCAAUGUCCGGGUGGGCGAUACAAAGCCGUCGGUAGCGAAUUUCGCAUCUUACGCUCUGAUGGAGAUGGUCAUCUGGCAAGGUGUCGGCGAUCUCAUUAAUGCGUUUCGUCGCUUCGAGCUGGGUCUGGAGCAGUUGGAUGUGAUGCGCGCUCCGAGUCUGAUUCCCCGGUUGCGUGUUCCCUUCACCUACAUGUGGUCUCCUUCACUCCUACCAAAGCCAGAUGAUUGGCAGGAGCAUAUCGACGUAACGGGCUUCAACUUCUUACCCGCAAACGCUGACUACGUGCCUCCAUCAGACCUGGUUGAGUUCUUGGACGGAGGCCCACCACCACUCUAUAUAGGAUUCGGCUCCAUCGUGGUCGAUGACCCGGAUGCUCUCACCAAGACGAUUCUAGAUGCCGUUGAAAUGACCGGCCAACGCGCACUGAUCUCAAAGGGGUGGGGUGGUCUGGGAGCCGAACAGAUAAAUCGCCCGGAUGUCUUCUUCCUCGGAAACUGUCCCCACGACUGGCUUUUCCCACGGGUUUCCUGUGUAAUCCACCACGGAGGCGCGGGAACCACGGCUGCAGGCCUUGCCCUAGGCCGACCAACUACGAUUGUCCCUUUCUUCGGAGACCAGCCUUUCUGGGGUGCUCUGAUUGCGCAGAACGGAGCAGGGCCGCCGCCUAUCCCCUACAAAAAGCUUACUGCCGAUCGUCUGGCCGAUGCGAUCCAUUUCUGUUUGAAGACUUCCACCAUCGACCAAGCGCAGACACUAGCCGAGAAAAUCCGCGUGGAGGACGGCGCCCGCGAUAGCUUAGCGAGCUUUCAUAGCCAACUCGAUCUUCGUCGCAUCCAAUGCACGCUAUGUCCUGGUCGUGCGGCCGUCUGGCGUGUUAGACGAACCAAGAUACUGCUCAGUGCAUUUGCGGCCACUGUUCUGGUCCAGGAGAAGAAGCUCAACCCGAAAGAUGUCAAAAUGUACCGUGGAAAGCGCUACGACAUAAAUCCCAGAUGCGCAGGGGCAGACAGCUUCACCGGCGCCAUAAGCAAUUUUCUCACCGGGCUUGUCGACAUGCCCGUCGACGCAGUCUACAAUAUCUCGCGUCCAGCUGCCGACCGUUUUGCGGAGAACUACAACUUACCAUCCUGCGAGGCGCGUAUAGCGAUGUUCACGCCGGCUGGCUCCGUCGCAGCCCCGAGUACCACCUCACAAAAGGAUCGUGUGCAAACUACUGAUGAUGUCAAAUCAACCUCUAGUUUGUCAUCUUCGACGACCACGCAAUCACAGGAAGGCACGCCCUCCAUGGCUGUCAAGCGAAAUCCAUUGCAGAGGAUAGUGAUAAACUCAAGUUACCUGGGUCGCAGGGUACUUAACUGGGUGGUCGAAGUGCCCAUGGGGGUCACACUGCUGUUUUCUCAGUUCACGCAUAAUGCCCCACGGUACUACAAUGACCGAACGGUGCGCGAGCUACCUGAGGUGAUCGGCGUGCGGUCGGGAUUCGUUGCGGCCGGAAAGGAAUUUGGAUACAGUUGGUAUGACGGCGUCACGGGUGUAGUAACGCAACCCAGCCGCGGGUGGAAAGAUGGUGGGCUUGGUGGAAUGAGCAAAGGCAUAGGGAAAGGGUUGGGUGGCUUGAUCCUGAAACCUCAGGCCGGUAUCUGGGGGUUGAUCGGCUAUCCGCUGAAUGGCGUACAUCGAGCCAUUGAACAUUCAUAUGGGGCGGACCGACAGGGUUACAUUGUCAGAUCGCGUAUCAGGCAAGGAGUGGCAGAAGCUAAGGCUGCGUCGCAGGAGGAGAGGAUGGCUGUGCUGGAGAACUGGAGCACUUAUGAGAAGGGGGUUCGAUUAAAGCAUGAGAGGAAGGCUCGCUGA
Aspergillus bombycis is the source of this 2577-nucleotide messenger RNA. Its product is annotated as glycosyltransferase. Gene Ontology annotation, biological process: carbohydrate metabolic process. Lineage: Eukaryota; Fungi; Ascomycota; Eurotiomycetes; Eurotiales; Aspergillaceae. Bases 1 to 2577 code for a protein of 858 amino acids. The transcript is spliced from 7 exons. The record is from RefSeq and is a predicted model, not a curated record. Gene Ontology annotation, molecular function: hexosyltransferase activity; UDP-glycosyltransferase activity.